GCUGCCCCUUUAAGUAACAAACGAUUAUAAGUAAACAACUUCAAUAAGGAUUUAUUGGAAUUUUGCAGUAACAUUUACCGUGAAUGUGAAGAUAACUGCAUCUCAAUUCUGUGGAACGGGGUAAUUUUUGGGUAGCGCACGAGAGGGUUACUUGCUAGCUGACUGGUUAGCAUCGUUCUCGCUAACUAAACAUGGUGGCCAGUGAACGAAAAGAGCUCUAAAAUAUUUAAGAAAAGCUUAUUGUUGAAUGAAUUUAGAGGACUUGCAGAGAAAAUUACAUGGAGACUCGUCUGACAUGCCAAGGAAGGAGUUACCACUACCAGAGGGUUGGGAAGAAUCCCGGGAUUUUGACGGGAAAGUCUACUUCAUCGACCACAUCAAACACGCUACUAGUUGGAUUGAUCCAAGAGACAGGCAGACUAAACCUCUGACAUUUGCUGACUGCAUUGGCGAUGAGCUGCCUGUGGGUUGGGAGGAGGCCUACGACCCCAAUGUCGGGGCCUACUAUGUGGAUCAUAACACAAAGAGCACUCAGCUGGAGGACCCGCGGGCCCAGUGGCAGCGGGAGCAGGAGGUCAUGCUGCGGGAGUACCUGGACGUGGCCAAGGACGCGCUGAGCGCUCAGAAGGAGAUCUACCAGGUGAAGGAGCAGCGCCUGCGCCUGGCCCAGCAAGAGUACCUCCAGCUCAACAACGCCUGGAGGGACAGGUCCACCUCCCAGACCAGCUUGAAUUCCAGAUCAUCCUCCAGCAGUAAAUAUGACCCAGAAAUCCUCAAAGCCGAGAUAGUCACUUCCAAAAGUAGGGUGAAUAAGCUGAAGAGAGACCUAGCCUGCAUGAAACAAGAGUUGCAGUAUAAAGAGCAGGGCUUUGAAACGCUGAAAGAGAUCGACCACAAGGUGUCCAGCGCGCCUUACGGUGUCAAGCUUCACGAUGAGCAGGCCAUCCUGAACGAGGUCAAGUCCAUCCGGGACGCCAUCAGCUCCGGGGAGAAGGAGAAACAGGAGCUCAUGCAGAAACUAGCGGUGCUUAAGGAUGGCUUCCAGUUGGACUCAGUGGGUUCUCAGUCUGACCUGUGGGGCAGCAGCCCCUCCCUGGCCAACUCUGAGCUGUCCAUCCCUCGCCUCUACUCCGAAGCCGGAUCCCAGACCAACAUACCUGCUGAGUUUGUGACCAACACCAACAACUUGGCAGAGAAGGUGCGACUGAGCCUGAAGUAUGAAGAAGCAAAUAGAAGGAUUGCCACCAUCGAGGUGCAGAUAGCCAAGCUGGACAGUGAGGCGUGGCCAGGGCUGCUGGACCCAGAGCGUGACCGCCUCAUCCUCAUCAAUGAGAAGGAGGAGCUACUCAAGGAGCUGCAAUACAUCAAGCCUUGCAAGAAAGUGCCUGAUGACCAGGAGAAGAUAGAGACACAGAAGAAAAGGCUUGAGAGAGACCUGCAGGCUGCCAGGGACAACCAGAGCAAGGCCCUGACUGAGAGAUUGAGAUUGCACUGUAAGAGGAACAAGCUGGUGAGAGAGCUGGAGGAGAUGGUUCGCCUGGCCUCAUCACUACACACUCAGCUCAAGAGUCUUUCGGCCAGCACACUGUCGUGUUCCUCAGGCAGCAGCCGUGGCUCUCUGACCUCCAGCCGGGGCUCUUUGGCCACAACGUCAUCCCUGGGCUCCACCUCCUCCCUGAGCUUCACAGAUAUCUACCUGGAGCAGCCUGAGCUGAGAGACCCAGACUUCCAGAACAAAUUGGACUCCCUACUGCAGGAGGGUGGCCCAGGGGUCAGCUACCGGCCCUCCAGCUCCAUCACCACCAUCCACGAACACGAGGUGGUCGCUGGGGGAGAGAGAGCGGGUGACAAGGGGGGUGUUGUCGGUGGGGGAGCAGAGGCCAGAACCAGGCUACAGGCGCUGAGACUAUCAGAGACGCCAAGGUCGAUCAGUUCACUGUCGCCGAGGUCUUCAAUGUCGUCGCUCUCGCCGCCCUGCUCGCCGCUAGUCACGGACUCUAUAUUCCUCUCCGGGGAGAGGUUUGCGGGACCAGGGGGCCCAGGUGGGGGGCUGGACAUGGAGCUGCAUAGCAGGCUGACUGAGCUAGGGCUGGGGUUGGACAAGGAGGAGCAGCAGCACCCUGGAGGGGUGGAGCAGGAUGCCAAUACCAUAGCUGGAGAGAUGUUUAAAGAUGCCAUAGUGCACGCCAGAGGGACGGUGGGGGCGGGGCCUAAGAAGAUGGGCGUGACGUCAGCAGUGUCUGAUGAGUCGGUGGCGGGUGACAGCGGGGUGUACGAGCCCUCAGAGACGAGGUCAGUCCUCCCUGCAGAGCUGCUGCUGGGCUAUGAGGAGAGGGGAGGACCACUAUGCUGUGCCCAGGUCAGACUGGGCCUGAAGUACGAGGUGAAAGACAAGCGCUUCACCGUGUUCGUCAUGCAGCUCUCCAAUUGCAGCGUCCUCGUACUGCCACCAGACCACAAAAUAUACAUCCGUGUGGCGGUGCUCCCGUGCUCAGAGUCCACCUGCUGCCUCUUCCGGACGCGCGGCUCUCUCCCCCAGGACAUUGUGGAGGUCAACGAAGUCUUCAGUGUCCAGAUGGCCCACAAUGCCCUGCGGCAGAAGACCCUGAGGGUGGACAUAUGCCACACCAGCCUGUCCGGCCGUGAGGAGUGUCUUGCUGGUGCUCAGAUAAGCCUGGCUGAUGUCAACACCUCUGGGGAGAGAUGUGUCAAGAGCUACAACCUCCUCAGCUACUCCUUCAUGCCCCAGAUCAAUAACAAGGACAAGACUGGGACGGCUCUGCAGUUUGAAAGGAGCUCUGUCCCCACCACAGAGAGAGUAGCAGGCAGUCUGGAGGGUGCACCAGAGGAGGAUGAAUGGCACAGUGAAGAGCUGGAAGGUGAAGUGUUUGAAGACGAGGAAGAUGACCACAUAGAGGGGGCGGGACCUCUAGAGGAAGAGGAGGAGCUAUAUCCUGACGGCAGCCAAUGGGAGGGAGAGGUGACAACCAAACCGACUGGAACAGGAACCAUGGCUGAGAGGGUGAACAAGGAGACCAGUACCGGCCACCACCACCAUGUCUCCUCCUCGGUGGUCCGGCCAAAGGAGCGUCGGCCCCACCAUGUUCCCCAGCAGAAUGCCUUCUUCCAGGGCAACACCAUCAUCCGCUCCAAGACCUUCUCCCCUGGGCCCCAGAGCCAGUACAUCUGCCGGAUCAACCGCAGUGACAGUGACAGCUCCACUCUGUCAAAGAAGUCUCCUUUCGUCAGGAACGCAUCAGAGAGACGCAGCAUGCGCAUGAAGAAGCCCUCGGUGCCGGUGCGGAGCCUGGACGGGCUGCUGCGGACCAGUCUGGACCUAGAGCUGGACCUGCAGGUGUCCAGGACACGCCACACGCGACUGGCUCAGGAGCUGCGUGUCCUCAGGGAGCUGAAGGAGCAGCUGGAGAGGGCACGGCAGCAGGGAACCAGAGAUCUCCCCACCUGGGUGCAGGACGACGAGCGCUUUCGUCUGCUUCUCAGACAGGCCGAGAAACAGACCCGUGAGGAGCAGCUGCAGGAGCAGAGGGUGGAGAAGAUGAUGCGUGCUGCGGCCAAGGACGUCCACAAGCUCCGAGGCCAGAGCAGGAAAGAGGUGCCUGAGGUCCAGUCCUUCAGAGAGAAGAUGGCCUUCUUCACUCGAGCAAAGACCAACAUCCCUGAUCUGCCUGUCGACGAUGUGUAGCGCAUUUCAAGUAUUCCAGUCUUACCUGCUGUUUCCAAGCAGAUGACUCUGACGCAGACUUCUGGUGGUAUUAUGAAGAAUGGAGAAUAAUAAAAUAAUAAUGUAUAGGAAAAAAUACCGUCACAU
This is a messenger RNA of Salvelinus namaycush (lake trout), 3829 nucleotides long. RefSeq names its product protein KIBRA-like. The coding region runs from base 248 to 3703 and encodes 1151 amino acids. Gene Ontology annotation, molecular function: molecular adaptor activity; kinase binding. The transcript is spliced from 23 exons. Gene Ontology annotation, cellular component: cytoplasm. Gene Ontology annotation, biological process: negative regulation of organ growth; regulation of hippo signaling; cell migration. NCBI's taxonomy places the organism in Eukaryota, Metazoa, Chordata, Actinopteri, Salmoniformes, Salmonidae. The record is from RefSeq and is a predicted model, not a curated record.